AUGUCGGAUCCCUUCUUUCAGAAGAAGCGCAAGCGCAGUGGGGACGCACGUAGCGCUUCGAGCGUUAAGCUGCGGAAACGCGUGGACGACGUGGAUGAAGAGCCUUUGGAAUCUGUGGAGGAUAUGGAUCUUCGCCACGAAUACACCCAGGAUGUGGACAGCGACGAAGAAGCGAACGCGCGUGAAACGCCGGCAGAAACCAAGAUCCGACUUGCACGCCUUUAUUUGGAGGGGUUUCACGACAAGGAGGAAGAACUGGUUGAUGGAGCGGAUGCCGCGGUGGCUGACCGAGAAAAUAUUACGGCGCGUCUUCAACGCGAUGUCGACGAAGGGGGCGGGAAGAUGCACAUUCGGAUUGCAUCGAGGCUUGCGGCACCUUUAGAGAAUGAUAUUUUAGCUACACGUGGGCAUCGGAUGAGCGUCACUUCCGUGUGCAGCAACGUGGCCGCAGACAGUUUUUUUUCUGCGGACAAGGAAGGUCGUAUCGUGCAGUGGCGCCUGCGCGACGGCAGACAAGUGUGUAUAUUCCCGCGGCGGAUUGAGCAUACCGACAUCGGAUGGAUGCCUUCUGCAACGAGCGGCGCCGCACGCCGCCGUGCACGCGCGGGCCAGAAAACCAAGACGAUGCAAGGCAUCGUGCACUUGGAAAAAGAGCAGGGACACACUGCUGACAUUUACGCACUUGCUCUCAGCUUUGACGGCAAACACCUUGUUUCUGGCGGCCGAGACCGCAAGAUUGGCGUGUGGCGAGUCGAGACGCGCCAGAAAGAGCCCGAUGCGUCGAACACGACACACUUUGUCAAGUUUUUACUGGGCCACAAAGACGCAAUUCGCGCAUUGGCUUUCCGCGGCACUACUUCGGAGCUCUUUAGUGCUUCUUAUGACCGCACCGUCAAGUUGUUUGAUGUCGCACAGCUGAGCUAUAUCGAGACCUUGUUUGGCCACCAGGAAUCCAUCCAGGACCUGAGCUGCCUCCGUUCGGACCGCGCUGUGACCGCUGGCGGCCGGGAGCGAACCUGUCGUUUGUGGAAAAUUCACGAUGAAAGCCAGCUGGUUUUUCGUGGCGGCGCAAAGAGCAAGGUACAUAUGUUGUUGGAAGGCGGCGACCUCGUUGAUACCCCAUCCAGAAAGAACGAGGUGCACGAGGGCAGCAUGGACUGUGUGGCCAUGAUCGACGACCAUCACUUUUUGAGCGGCAGCGAUGGUGGCAUGAUUUCCUUGUGGUCCAUUGCAAAAAAGAAGCCCGUAUUUACCAUGCCGCUCGCACACGGCUACGAAGUACACACCGAUGACGACGGUGUGUCAAAGACGUUGCCGCGGUAUAUCACGAGCCUAUCAUGUCUUCCAUACGGUGACGUAUUUGCCUCUGGCUCGUGGGAUGGCAGCAUCCGAGUUUGGGCGCUGCACGAGCAGCUGCGCUCAUUUGCCCCGCUGUUUACCAUCCCCGCCGAGGGCGUCGUGAACAGCUUACAGCUAAUCACACCGUCGAUAGAACGCGGAUCUGAAUACCCCGUGCAUCCCGCACGCUGGCGGCGCCGCGGCGGCCUGCACAUGCCACUUGCUGCGUCGGGCGAGGAGGAGAGCGGCAUACGGAACCAAGCAUCGCGCGUUUCUGCGAUCCAAAAUGAUCCAGCGACGGGGCGCAUCCUCGGGCACAAGGAAAGUAUCGCGCCUUUGCUCCUGGCAGGCGUUGGGUGCGAACCCAAGUCGCACCGCUGGAAACACUUUCCACAUGCACACACAGGCACGCUCGUCGUCCCACUGUGGCUCUGUAGGGAUACAUCGUAG
Molecule: messenger RNA, 1788 nt
Organism: Malassezia vespertilionis
Lineage: Eukaryota; Fungi; Basidiomycota; Malasseziomycetes; Malasseziales; Malasseziaceae
Gene: RRP9
Product: pre-rRNA processing protein
Exons: 1
Coding region: 1-1788 (595 amino acids)
Cellular component (GO): small-subunit processome
Molecular function (GO): protein binding; snoRNA binding
Source: RefSeq, a predicted model, not a curated record